AUGGCUAAAGGAAAGACAACUAAGGAUUUCCUUCCGACUGCUGAUUCAGAUAGCGAGCUGGACUUCAGUGAUGCUCCUGCAAGCAAAUUUGUGAAACCUACGCGACUGGAAGAUGAGGACGACUUUGCAUCUGACGAUGAGGAGGAGAAAGUAUUCCAGACCAAAGGGAAACAGGUGAAGCAGAACUUUGGAUCUGAAGAUGAAGAUGAGGAAGAUGAUUUGGAUGACAGUGAUCUGGAUGAAGAGGAUGAUAUACCAAAGAAAGGAAAGAAAGAUGAAACUAGUGCUAUGGUCACUGAACAGAAGAAGAGAUCUAAGAAGCUCAAGAAACUCACUCCAGAACAACUUGCAAAGGAGCAAAAGAAGAUAAAGAAGACGGGUGUCUGCUACCUUUCAAGUAUACCACCAUACAUGAAGCCUGUCAAGUUAAGAUCUGUGUUGUCCAGGUACGGUAAACUAGAUAGAAUCUUCUUGAAACCUGAGGACGAAGCAUCAUACAAAAAGAGAGUCAAAUACGGCGGUAACAAGAAGAAGAAGUACACGGAAGGAUGGGUUGAGUUUGUCAACAAGAAGGAGGCCAAGCUCUGUGCUGAAAGUAUGAAUGGUAAUAUCUUGGGCGGUAAGAAGUCCUCAUACUACCAUGACGAUAUAAUAAACAUCAAAUACUUAUCUGGCUUCAAAUGGUUCGACUUGACGCAACAGAUUGCUAAGGAGAAUGAAAUCAGACAAGCCAAGUUGUCCAUGGAGAUUUCUCAACAGCAGAAACUCAACAAGACAUUCGUUAAUAAUGUGGAACGUUCCAAACGUGAUCAAAGAAAGAGGAAAGCUGGUGGCGAUGAAGGCGACAAGAACCUGUUCAAGAGAGACUUCGACCAGCGUGACAUUACAAGUACGAGGCACGACGCAAAGCCUCAAUUCAAGAAAGCGAAGAACAGUGACAACUUGGACAGUGUUCUUUCGAAAGUCUUUUAA
Molecule: messenger RNA, 972 nt
Organism: Candidozyma haemuli
Lineage: Eukaryota; Fungi; Ascomycota; Pichiomycetes; Serinales; Metschnikowiaceae
Product: RNA-binding ATPase activator
Exons: 1
Coding region: 1-972 (323 amino acids)
Biological process (GO): endonucleolytic cleavage in 5'-ETS of tricistronic rRNA transcript (SSU-rRNA, 5.8S rRNA, LSU-rRNA); endonucleolytic cleavage in ITS1 to separate SSU-rRNA from 5.8S rRNA and LSU-rRNA from tricistronic rRNA transcript (SSU-rRNA, 5.8S rRNA, LSU-rRNA); small-subunit processome assembly
Cellular component (GO): nucleolus
Molecular function (GO): RNA binding
Source: RefSeq, a predicted model, not a curated record